Leishmania braziliensis MHOM/BR/75/M2904 is the source of this 519-nucleotide messenger RNA. Its product is annotated as putative glutathione peroxidase-like protein. NCBI's taxonomy places the organism in Eukaryota, Euglenozoa, Kinetoplastea, Trypanosomatida, Trypanosomatidae. The coding region runs from base 1 to 519 and encodes 172 amino acids. The transcript has a single exon. Gene Ontology annotation, molecular function: glutathione peroxidase activity. Gene Ontology annotation, biological process: response to oxidative stress. The record is from RefSeq and is a predicted model, not a curated record.
AUGUCCAUCUACGACUUCCAGGUGAAGGACAGCGACCACCAGCCGUACAACCUUUCCCAGCACAAGGGCCACCCGCUUCUCAUCUACAACGUGGCCAGCAAGUGCGGCUACACCAAGAGCGGCUACGAGACAGCCACGACGCUGUACGAAAAGUACAAGGGUCGCGGCUUCACUGUACUGGCGUUCCCGUGCAACCAGUUCGCUCACCAGGAGCCUGGCACGGAGGCGGAGGUGAAGACUUUCGCCUGCACGCGCUUCAAGGCAAACUUCCCCAUCAUGGAAAAGGUGAAUGUGAACGGCGAGAAAGAGCACCCGCUGUACUGCUACCUGAAGAACGCCUGCAAGGGCAUCCUCGGCACGACGUUGGUGAAGUGGAACUUCACGUCGUUCCUGGUCGACAAAGACGGCCAUGCCGUGCACCGCUUCCCGCCCGGCGCGACGGUAGAAGAAAUCGAGAAGAAGCUGGUACCGUUGCUGGAUGCUGCCAAAGGUGCCACAGAGACAUCACCGAGUAGCUAA